Messenger RNA from Chelmon rostratus (copperband butterflyfish), 1652 nucleotides. RefSeq names its product annexin A3b (gene anxa3b). NCBI's taxonomy places the organism in Eukaryota, Metazoa, Chordata, Actinopteri, Chaetodontiformes, Chaetodontidae. Gene Ontology annotation, molecular function: phospholipase inhibitor activity; calcium-dependent phospholipid binding; calcium ion binding. The coding region runs from base 350 to 1366 and encodes 338 amino acids. The record is from RefSeq and is a predicted model, not a curated record. Gene Ontology annotation, cellular component: cytoplasm. The transcript is spliced from 14 exons.
CAAAAAAAACGAAUGGCUUCUAAAAAAGAGUACAAGGUUGUGUUUUACGCAAAAAAGUACGCAUUGUUUGAGAAACACUGCGCAGCGGAUAUUGCUUUUAGUGAGGUUUCGCAAGAGAGUCAAGUUACAGAGAAAGUAUUCAUCCUGGCAGAAAUCUAACGGGGCGGUGAGCUGUCACUGUGGACAAACGAGGAGGAGCUCCCGGAAAAAGUCUCCAUGAUUCAACUUCCUCCAGAUAUUAAUGGGCGUUGCCUUUUCAACUUCUCUGAAAGGUGUGGCGAUCUGAAAUUCCUCUGACAUCAAUCCUGUCCUCUCGCUUCGGUUGAGACUUUCCUCUACAACCACAACUAUGUCUGUUUGGGACGACCUGGACCUGCUCUUAGACUCCCCCUCCUCUCUGACUGUGACAUCCAGUGCAAGAGGAACUGUGAAGGACAAGGCGAACUUCAAAGUGGAAGAUGAUGUGUCUGCACUGAGGAAGGCCAUAGAGGGCAUCGGUACGACAGAAAAGACACUAAUUGAGGUGUUGACCCAAAGCAGUAACGCUCAGCGUCAGCUCAUUGCUAAAGCCUAUGAGAAAGCCACAGGAAGGACGUUAGCAGCCGACCUGGAGGGAGACACUCACGGAGACUUCGAGGACUUGUUGGUGGCCUUGGUGACGCCUCCUGCUGUCUACGACUGUCAUGAAAUCAUCAAAGCCAUCAAGGGUGCAGGGACCACAGAGAGUACACUGACGGAAAUCUUUGCCUCGAGAUCCAAUAGACAGAUCAAGGCUAUUUCUGAGGCAUACCUUGCAGAAACUGGAAGAUCGAUGAUUCAUGAUCUGCAGUCGGAGGUGGCUGGAGAUUACGGCAAAGCACUGUUCAUCUUGGCUGAGGGGAAGAGAGACGAGAGCACCAACGUGGAUGCUGCUAAAGCUAAAGCAGAUGCUAAGGCCCUGUAUGAAGCAGGGGAGAAGAAGUGGGGAACCGACGAGGGGAAGUUCAUUGACAUCCUGUGCCACAGGAGUAUUCCCCAGCUCCGACAGACUCUGGUCGAGUACAAGAACAUUAGUAAGAAGACUCUGCAGGAGAGCAUUGAGAGCGAGAUGUCUGGAGACCUGGAGGAGCUGCUGGUGGCUGUAGUUAAGUGUGUGAAGAACGUUCCUGCAUACCUUGCUGAGAGGCUUUUCAAGGCCAUGAAGGGUUUGGGGACCACAGAGUCCACUCUGACCAGAAUACUGGUCAGUCGCUCAGAGAUCGACCUGCUGGACAUCAGAGCCGAGUACAAGAAGCUGUUCGGAUGUUCCCUUUACUCCCAGUUAGAGUCUGAAGUGUCGGGCAGCUACGGUGACGCCCUCAAGCAUCUAUGUGGUCAACAAGACUAACUCCUCCCGACUGACAAACGUGGUUUGAAGAGCAGCUUUGCCCGAGAGCAGCUAGCAAGAACUGCAUCUAAUGAUGAGGAUGACCUUUCCAAUACACAUCAUACUGAUGCAUUAGCUUGAAUUUAGCCCUAACAAUGGCUGGAACUAACCAUCUAGAAAUGCUUCUUUAUGUGGAAUUCCAGUAAGUGCUGUGCAGAUUAAGUGAUUAACAAACAAACACUUAGGAAGAAGCGGCUCUUCGUGAUAUGAGGAUGCUGAUUAAAGUGUCUGUAUUUCAUGUGACUGA